Messenger RNA from Psammomys obesus (fat sand rat), 1219 nucleotides. RefSeq names its product glyoxylate and hydroxypyruvate reductase (gene Grhpr). NCBI's taxonomy places the organism in Eukaryota, Metazoa, Chordata, Mammalia, Rodentia, Muridae. The coding region runs from base 50 to 1036 and encodes 328 amino acids. The record is from RefSeq and is a predicted model, not a curated record. Gene Ontology annotation, cellular component: cytosol. The transcript is spliced from 9 exons. Gene Ontology annotation, molecular function: hydroxypyruvate reductase [NAD(P)H] activity; NAD binding; glyoxylate reductase (NADPH) activity.
GCCGCCUUCCGCAGGACCGGGCUGGAUCCCGCUUCCUGCUGCGGGUUUUAUGAGACUGGCGCGACUCAUGAAGGUGUUCGUCACCGGCCCGUUGCCGGCGGAAGGCAGGGCGGCGCUCGCCCAGGCCGCAGACUGUGAGGUGGAGCAGUGGCCUUCCGAUGACCCGAUCCCCAGCAAGGAUCUGGAGCAAGGUGUGGCGGGGGCCCAGGGCCUGCUCUGCCGCCUCACUGACCGUGUGGACAAGAAAGUUCUGGAUGCUGCAGGAACCAGCCUCAGAGUCAUCAGUACCCUGUCGGUGGGGGUUGACCACUUGGCUUUGGAUGAAAUCAAGAAGCGCGGGAUCCGGGUAGGCUACACACCAGGUGUCCUGACGGAUGCCACCGCAGAACUUGCUGUCUCCCUGCUGCUCACCACCUGCCGCCGGUUGCCAGAGGCCAUAGAGGAAGUCAAAAACGGGGGCUGGAGCUCCUGGAGCCCCUUGUGGAUGUGCGGCUACGGACUUUCGCAGAGCACUGUCGGCAUUGUGGGGCUAGGGCGCAUCGGUCAGGCCAUUGCUCGACGUCUGAAACCAUUUGGUAUCCAGAGAUUUCUCUACACGGGGCGCCAGCCCAAGCCUCAGGAAGCAGCGGAAUUCCAGGCAGAGUUUGUGCCUCUUGCUCAGCUGGCUGCAGAAUCAGACUUCAUUGUAGUGGCCUGCUCUCUAACACCUGCCACCAGGGGGCUCUGCGGCAAGGAUUUCUUCCAGAAGAUGAAGAACACAGCUAUCUUCAUCAACAUCAGCAGGGGGGAUGUGGUUAACCAGGAAGACCUGUACCAGGCAUUAGCCAGUGGCCAGAUCGCAGCGGCAGGACUGGAUGUGACCACCCCAGAACCACUGCCUCCAAGCCACCCCCUGCUGACGCUGAAGAACUGCGUGAUCCUGCCCCACAUUGGCAGUGCCACCUACAAAACUCGGAACACCAUGUCUUUGCUGGCAGUUAACAACUUGCUGGCUGGCGUGAGAGGGGAGCCGAUGCCCAGUGAACUCAAGCUGUAGCCAGAUAGGGCUACAUGGGCUUUCAUGGGCUGGAGACAUCUUGCCCAGCAGACCCAGGCUGGACUUUGAACCUGAGGGAUGCCACCUCUACUAAGUCUUCAGGAGACAUGAGAACUGGGAGAUAAGCUGGACACACCCACACCAAAAGCCUGUAAUUCUAACAUUAAAUAAUUUCUGACACAG